GUGACAGUUGCAGUGAGUUCAGUGUUGACUCCUCUGCCUGCAGACAUGGAACUGCUCCCACUACUCAACCACCCCGGCUGGUUCUGUUGCUGCCUCGGUCUGGCCCUUAUCCUGCGUCUGCAGAGGAGGAAAUCCUGGGACCCUCGCAACUGCCACGUCUCCCUGGCCGGGAAAACUGCCAUAGUGACCGGAGCCAACACAGGCAUUGGGAAAUGCGUUGCUAUGGAUCUUGCCAGGAGGAAAGCCCGGGUGAUCUUGGCAUGUCGGAGCCGUGGGCGUGGCCAGAAGGCAUUGGAGGAGAUCCGGAGUCAGACGGGGAACAAAGAGGUGCUACUGGAGUUGCUGGACACAAGCAGUAUGGCAUCUGUACGGGCCUUUGCUGAGCGCAUCCUUCAGCAGGAGAAACACUUGGAUAUCCUUAUCAACAACGCUGGGGCCUCAGGAUUGCCCUAUUCCAUGACAGCUGAGGGUCUGGAGAACACAUUUGCUACCAAUCACCUGGGUCCCUUCCUGCUCAGCAACCUGCUCACAGGUCUCAUGAGCAAAUCUGCCCCGAGUCGCAUUGUCUUUGUUUCCUCUUUUAACCACAAGAAGGGGGAGAUCCACCUGGGGCACCUGAGGGGGCAGAAUAUCCAGGGGGUGCGCCCAGACUACCCCUAUAACUGCUCAAAGCUCAUGAACAUCAUGUGUGCCAAUGAGAUGGCCCGGAGACUGCACGGAAGUGGGGUGACAGUGACCAGUGUGGACCCCGGGAUUGUGGUGACGGAAGCCAUAAGGAACUACGGCAUCUUCAUCCGACUCAUCUUCAACCUCAUUGGCUUCUUCUUCUUCCGGACCCCACAGCAGGGGGCAGUGAGCAGUUUAUUCUGUGCAGUGUCGGAGGAGGCCGAGGGUCUGACAGGGAAAUACAUCGACUGUGACUGUCAGUUGGUUUUGCCCAGCGCGGGGGCACAGGACCGGCCAGUGAGCAGGAAACUGUGGGAGGCGAGUGAGGAAGCCGUGGGACUGGCCACUUACUCCCCCAAAUAAGAGGGUCCCACAUGUGGAGAAGAGAUGAUGGAGCCGCCUGUACUUGCCCUUAUCCCUCGUCAUGUGACUUUCUGGUGGGGGCAGUUACACUGAUGUACCCCACCCCCCAGGAAGCUGAUGCUGCUAUUGGGGAGCAGGAUUGAACCCCCAAAUGACUGACAGUGCGGUUCUCCCUUUCCUCUCAUUCCAACCACUGGCUUGUUGCUAUGCGCUGUCACCCUAGCAACCACAUGUCCAUUAUUUCUUAUGCCUCAAAAAUUAAACUCAAGUUGCAAAAUG
This is a messenger RNA of Xenopus laevis (African clawed frog), 1308 nucleotides long. It is a transcript of the gene rdh11.S, whose product is annotated as retinol dehydrogenase 11 S homeolog. The transcript is spliced from 6 exons. The record is from RefSeq and is a predicted model, not a curated record. Lineage: Eukaryota; Metazoa; Chordata; Amphibia; Anura; Pipidae. Bases 46 to 1029 code for a protein of 327 amino acids.